Messenger RNA from Dichomitus squalens LYAD-421 SS1, 3522 nucleotides. Its product is annotated as TPR-like protein. The transcript is spliced from 8 exons. The coding region runs from base 1 to 3522 and encodes 1173 amino acids. The record is from RefSeq and is a predicted model, not a curated record. Lineage: Eukaryota; Fungi; Basidiomycota; Agaricomycetes; Polyporales; Polyporaceae. Gene Ontology annotation, molecular function: chromatin DNA binding; protein binding; RNA polymerase II cis-regulatory region sequence-specific DNA binding. Gene Ontology annotation, biological process: regulation of gene expression.
AUGUCUAUCCGACACACUCCCCGCCAGGCGGAGCGGGACAUCCGCCUCCACGACCCCCACCACUCGCACUCCCUCCCGCCACCCUCACAUCCCCACCCCCAUCCCCCUCAUCUAAACGGAAACGGACUCGCCACCCCCGCCGCACACGCAGGACCGUCGAGAGGCGCUCCCCUCGCUUCGCAGGUCCUCUCGCCCUCAGCCCAGCCAGCAGCUGCGAAUGGCGAGGACAAGACAAACCCGCUUCACAUCUUGAACCAGGCAAACGAACAAACGUGGCUGAUGAUUGGUCGAGUAGCCGAGCAAAUGGGCAACCUGGAGCACGCGCUUUCUGCAUAUGAGAACGCGCUUCGCCAUAAUAGCCAUUCCCUCCCUGGCCUUACCCAAGUCGCUGGGAUAGCUCGGAUCAAAGAGAAUUAUCCAAAGGCAGUCGAGUAUUUCCAGGCUGCGCUCCAGGUCCAGGGUGACAACGGCGAAGUAUGGUCUGCCCUUGGUCACUGUUACCUGAUGCAGGAUGAUCUGCAAAAGGCGUAUGCCGCAUACCAGCAGGCGUUGUACUUCCUUCCCAAUCCGAAGGAGGACCCGAAGCUGUGGUACGGCAUCGGCAUCCUCUACGACCGUUAUGGCUCGUUAGAUCACGCCGAGGAGGCGUUCUCGUCCGUUCUCAAGAUGGAUAAGGCUUUAGACUUUGACAAGGCGAACGAGAUCUUGUUCCGCUUGGGCAUCAUCUACAAGCAGCAGGGCAAGUACGCGGAGAGCCUUGAGUGCUUCGACCGCAUUUUGCGCAACCCGCCUAGUCCGCUCGCGCAUGCCGACAUAUGGUUCCAGAUUGGGCACGUCUUCGAGCAGCAGCGUGAUCACGUUCGUGCGAGAGACGCCUACGAGCGAGUAGUCCACGAGAACCCCAAUCACGCCAAGGUCCUGCAGCAGCUGGGGUGGUUGUACCACCAAGAUGGUUCCACGUUCCAGAACCAGGAAGCUGCCAUUCAAUAUCUGACCAAGAGCCUCGAGGCUGAACCCGGUGACGCGCAGAGCUGGUACUUGCUUGGUCGUGCAUACAUGGCAGGUCAGAAGUACAACAAGGCGUAUGAGGCCUAUCAGCAGGCCGUUUACAGGGAUGGUCGGAAUCCGACCUUCUGGUGCUCCAUUGGUGUCUUAUACUUCCAGAUCAACCAGUACCGUGACGCGCUGGACGCGUACUCCCGCGCCAUCCGCAUCAAUCCGUAUAUCUCUGAAGUAUGGUUCGACCUGGGCAGUCUUUACGAGAGCUGCAACAACCAAAUCUCCGAUGCCAUCGAUGCUUACGCCCGCGCCGCCGAGCUCGACCCCACCAACACUGCUAUCACGCAGCGUCUCGCUCUCCUCAAGAACGCUCAGGCAACUGGUCAAGCGCUGCCUGCUGCCCCUGGCCCCCAGGAUGUGCACCCAACCGCCUAUGCAAACCCGAUGAUGCCACCAGCUGGCCUUGGCGGACCUCCGCUCAUGAUGCAGGGCAGCACGCGACCCCUGUUCCCUUCUGAUGCUCGGAGUGGGCCGACUGACCUUCCUCUACCGGUCCCUCCUCAACUGCAGAGCAGGAACUCUCCUGGUCCUUUCCGCGGUGGCCCCCCGCCUCCCGUCGUCCUCGACGAAUCACGUCAUGCGCCGUCGCACGCUCCUCUGGCGCCCAUGGACGUGGACAGGCCGCCCAUGCGGGAGCAUUCGAAUUCUUUCCCCCCUCCUCCCGGUCGCGAUGUCGGUCCUCGUGGACCGGCUGGUGGCCUAUUGCACCAUCCUGCGCCCCAGUCACAGGGUCCUCCGGAGGCUCUCCGUCACCCUCAACACCCACAUGAGUCUCCCUUCCACCCCAUGCGCGUUCCGUCAACGUCUGCGUCUCCCCCUCCAUACGCGCGUCCUCGCUCGGUGAUGAUGAAUUACCCUGAGCGCCCCCCUCUGGGCCCUGCGCAGAGCUCGAGUGGUCCCAGGCGAUCGUCACCGCCUCCGGCGUACCCGCGCGAGGAGCCUGGCUGGAACCGGCGGGUUCCUGUGGAAGUCCCUGAGUGGGAUCGCGAGCCUCGUGGACGUCCUGUGGACUAUACCCGUGCUCCUCCCUCCCACAUCCAUUCGCGCCCUCACUCGCCCCCUGUCCCUCAGCGCCGGAACAGCUCGCGUUCGGCGCGAGACCGUAGUCCUCCGGAGGUUUCGCCACGCAUCGCGCACCCUGGGUACCCAGGCAGCCAGUAUUGGGAGCCCAAGACCGGUGUGGCCGGACCCGCUCGACGCGCGUCUCCCCCGCCGACUCGUCCACCUGUGCACGAGAUGGCGCAUGAGUCUGCUGGUCGGCGUUAUGACCCUGCGCGCGAGUACGAGCGAGAGGUGAUGCUCGAGCCCCGUGGGCCUGAUCCCCGCUAUGCCGGCUCCCCUGACGCUAUCCGCAUGCAGAUAGGCAACCAGCAGCAACUUGGUGCGGGCGCGCGGACUUCGGAGAGUCCUCACCUGGCAGCCCAGCAGGCGGCCCAGCUCGGCGACCCCAAGCAAGGCAGGCGUCGUCAGGCACGCGACAAGGACGCCGAGUCCAACUCGUCUGGCACGGCUGGCGAGCCCGCCAAGAAGGAGCGCAAGCGUCGCGCGCCCCAGCAGAAGCGCGUCAAGGAGGAGGGUCAGCGUCUGGACGGCCAGUACGAGAACGGCCCGGUGCAGUCCGCGUUUAAGCUAGAGUACCGGCCGACAAAGGGGGUGGGCAGUCCUGAUCCCUCUUCGAAUGGUUCCGCGUCCGCCAGCAGGUCGGUGCAGCCCUCGCCGACGAACUCCACCCACUUUACGCCCUCUCGUCACCUCGACGAGGAUUACGACGAGGGCGUCGCGGACGCGCUGAUUGGUCUCAAGAACUAUCAGCCGUCAGACCCUCGUGGCUUCGGUGCGCCCUCUGGGCCUGCUAGUGCCCGCCUGCCAUCCGCUGCGUCGCCGCCCCAACAACACCUCGCGCGCCGUCCUUCGGUGUCGUCUCGCACGUCACCGUCGACGAACAAGCGACCGCUCAGCCCUGGGCCUGAGGACCACCCCGACGUCAAGCGUUCGCGCGUCGGGAGCAUGAGCCAGCGCGUCUCGCCACCGACCAACGGGCGGCCAACGCCAACACCUGGAUCCGGUACGCGUCUCAGCCCCAUUCCCUUCCGCCAGCAGCCGACGUCGCACUCCCCAGACAUGCGGCAGCCCCCUCAGGACAGCGCGCGGUCCUCGUACCCGCCGAGCCCACAGUUGCCGAUCACCCUGCCACCACACCCUCGCCCGAUCGGCGCUGGACUUGCGGGACACCUUCCGUCCAUGACGACGACGCGCUCGCCGCCUUCAAACGUGACGAGCCCGGCGGAGGACGAGCGGAUGCACUCGCGGUCGGCCUCGCCGCCGCGAGGGAAGAUCAUGCUCCACUCCGCGCAAGGCUCCGCGGGCUCCCCGGUGGUGAACUCGAAGGGGACGUCGUCGCCGACGUCGGGCAACGGUAACGGUAACGGUACCAACGCGCGUCCAUCGGGACCUCCUUCGUGA